AUGGCAUCUGUCGCACAAUCAUCAACGCCUGUACCUAAUGCGUCCUCAACGACGCCAGCCCCUAAUGCUUCAAAUACUCCUGGAGCCCAACAGGAAGAUAUAGUCAUGGUUUCUUCAUUAGAACAAAGAACUUUGAGUCCAGAGUGGUUUCUUUAUACAGAAUUGGCUAAAUCUCUGCUGGGAGAACGUGCUGCAUUUAUCGUCGAUGUACUGCUCUCAUUAGGAAGGCUUUCUGUGGGUGAGAUCUGCUCUAAAGCGCCAUCAUCAAUGAAUGCGCGGAGCGUUAAGGCUACAUUGGUGUCAUUGAUUCAACUUAGAUGUAUUAGGUAUGUGGAAGAAUCUGUUGGUAGCUCCGGUAGGGCUAUUACUUAUUAUUAUUUCAACGAAGAAGGUUUACUUCUUUUCCUAUAUUCUGGAUCCGUUAUCGAAGAAUUGGGUAGAAGAGUCUCUAACCCUUCUAUGGCAUCUCAGAUUGUCCAAAACAUUUUGUCAUUGGGUUCAUUGACAUUGAAUGAUUAUUUACAGAGUUGUGAUCCACAAAUCUCAAAAAGAGAUGUUAUUUCAGUAUUUGUGCAGCUUUGCGAAGGUGGAUUCUUAACAGCAAUCACAAAGGUUCAUUAUACACCUGUCAAAGCAUUAUGGGAUGGGCUCUAUAUAAAAGCUUACAAUGCCAUUCCAAGAACCUCUACGAUGUCUGAUUUGAAGAAAAGAAAUGAAGCUAAAUCCAAGGCCAAGGUAGAAUUUUUACAAAUUUUGAAUAGCGUUAAUGAUUUAUCCAAGGUACUAACUACGGAUCCACAGACUUCCCUAAGAACUGUUGUCGGUAAUUUACCCUUGACAAUAAAUUUCGCUAGAUUCCUCAAGAUAAGAAGAUCAAAGCAAUUGGUUCAAUUGGCUAGAACGAGAAUCGGCAGCAUUCCAUCUCAAGUUUACAAUAUUGCAUUACAGAUUACAGAACCAAAAUCGCCAGAACCUGUAGAUCCACUUACUCUGACAGGGCUUCUACAAGAUUUAGAUGAAGCUAAAUCUAUACAUGAGGAACAAGAGCUUUUAGAGGAGAAAAAUGCUGGUACCACUUUUAGUGCAAUUGAUAUUGCCAAAUAUUUACCUGAAUCUCUAGAUCUUCGAAAUACUUUGAAGACAUCUUUAAGAACUAAUAAACGUGGACCAAAUCCCAACGAUCAAUUACCGACUAAAAAGUUGAAGACGGAAGAUGGGUUUGUUAUUCCGCCAUUACCUAAUCCUCAACAAGAACAAGAACAACAAGAAGAUGAUAACGAUGAUGAUGAUCCAAUCGAUGAAGAUGAUGGUAACCCCCAUUCUGUAUCUUUAGUAAACGGUCAUCUGAAGUUACUGGCGUCAACGAGCAUCCCUUUCUUGAAAGAGAUUAGGCCAGGUGUCUUUUAUGUUCCAUAUACAAAGGUUCUUCCCAUACUCAAAACCUUGACUUACGACUAUAUUAUAGCAUCAACAUUGGGACCUUCAGCCAUGCGUAUCUGUCGUUGCAUUAGAGAAAAUAGCCUUGUUUCAGAGAAAUUUAUCAAUUCGACAGCUUUAAUGAAGGAAAAAGAUAUUAGGACCACAAUAGGUUCACUAAUCAAAUAUAAUGUCAUUGAGAUCCAAGAAGUUCCCAGAACCGCAGAUAGGGCUGCUUCUAGAGCAGUGUUCCUCUUUAGGUCUAAGGAAAGACAUGCUUAUAAUUUUAUGAAUCAAAAUUUAGCAUGGAAUGUUGCCAAUUUGCUUCAUAAGAAGGAAAGGUUAAAAGAGGAUAAUUCUACUCUUCUAACAAAGGCAAAUAGAGAUGAUGUCAAGGGUAAAGAAACUGAACUUUUACUUCCAAGUGAACUAAAUCAAUUGAAGAUGGUCAAUGAACGUGAACUUAAUAUCUGGACCCGAGUAUCAAGAAUGCUUUCCCUCUGGGAGAUUUUUAAAUUCUAA
Messenger RNA from Zygosaccharomyces rouxii, 1938 nucleotides. It is a transcript of the gene RPC82, whose product is annotated as DNA-directed RNA polymerase III subunit C82. Lineage: Eukaryota; Fungi; Ascomycota; Saccharomycetes; Saccharomycetales; Saccharomycetaceae. Gene Ontology annotation, cellular component: RNA polymerase III complex. The transcript has a single exon. Bases 1 to 1938 code for a protein of 645 amino acids. Gene Ontology annotation, molecular function: single-stranded DNA binding. The record is from RefSeq and is a predicted model, not a curated record. Gene Ontology annotation, biological process: DNA-templated transcription.